AAAAUGUGGGAGGAAAAGAAAAAAAAAAGAUCCAGGGAUCUGAGUCAGCAGCGGGUCUAAAGCAGACUGUUGUCUCCCCCCAACUUCCGUGCAUCGACCUCAGCUCUUUAAAACACAACAUACACGUUAAUGUAGGAUAAUGUCUCUGAAUAUGUUUACAGGACGAUAGAAACCAUCUGUGGAAGAAAAGACGAGCUGCUGGGAGCACAGACGAGAGAAGAAGAGAAGCUAAGAGGACCAUCCUGUGACUCGUUGUUAAGGCUGUUCCAGAAUGUAGGAGCUCCGACUGAAAAAGCCCUGUCCCCUUAAGUUUUCAGUCGGGUCCUUGGAACAGCUAGCAGAGCACUACCAGAGGAUCUCAGACUGUCCAGGUCUCCAUGUCUGUCCGAGUUCCAGCCAUGAGUGUUCUUCCUCCUGUUCGAAGGGACCGUGUCAUUGCUCAGCUCCCUCAGUGUUUUAGGAAAGAGGCAGCCGUGCACACUAAAGAGGAUUUCAACAACAAAGUGAAGACUGCCUGUCAGGAGCAGCGCACAGGCACUGUGGGCAGAUUUAAGAUCUCUAAGGUCAUCGUGGUGGGAGACCUGGCUGUGGGUAAAACUUGUCUGAUUAAUAGGUUUUGCAAAGAUGCUUUCGACAAGAACUACAAGGCCACGAUUGGUGUGGAUUUUGAGAUGGAGAGAUUUGAGGUGCUGGGAGUUCCCUUCAGCCUGCAGCUAUGGGACACUGCAGGCCAGGAGAGGUUCAAGUGCAUUGCUUCUACUUACUACAGAGGAGCUCAGGUUGUGAUCAUCGUGUUCGAUGUGACUGAUGUUGCAUCUUUAGGCCAUGUGAGACAGUGGCUGGAAGACGCCCUGAAAGAGAACGACCCCACCGCUGUUCAGCUGUUCCUUGUUGGCACAAAGAAAGACCUGAGUUCUCCUGCUCAGUAUUCUCAGAUUGAACAAGAUGCUCUCAAAAUAGCACAAGAGAUCACAGCAGAGUAUUGGGCCUUGUCGUCCCUUACAGGAGAAAACGUGAAUGAGUUCUUCUUUAGAGUUGCAUCCCUGGCCUUUGAAACCAACGUUCUGGCUGAGUUGGAAAAAAGUGGGACAAGGCAGAUAGGAGAGGUUGUCAGAAUCAGCAGCACCUCAAACAACCUGCACAAUGCGUCCAAGAAGAAACAGCCGAGCUGCUGUCAGUAAGAAGCUGGAUUUUACAGUCAGAGCUGCAGUCGCAAAAUGAGGUUUCCCUCAGUGGAAAAAGACUGUGGCUGUUCUCUAGCUCAUGGGAGGGAUUUCUGUGGUCAGAGCAGGAGGAGGGAGGCUGGACUUUAACUUCCUGACAUCUUGAGUUCAGUUUCUUCUGGACUAGAGCAAGUUUUCUCUCUGUGGGAUGUGGAUUCUUGUGGUGUUGCUCAGUUUAAUUUGUCCGGAGUCAUAGGGUGACACAACAAUUAUACAGUUUUCUGGUACUUCAGAGAUUCCAAAGGAUGAUGUGUAACAUGCCUGGAAGUUUAUACCUUUCUUAGGGCUUGAAUUGAAUUUUCCUGCUGCUGUAGUUUCAUUGUAAAACAUUUUCUUUUCAAUAAUACUUUGAUACACUUUUAGAUUUUCUGUCUGUUUUUAAGGUACUUGUUCUCAUUUCAGUGUAUUGUGGAUGAGAAGUUUCUUAAUUCAUCUCUUUUAUUUUUUGAACAGAAAUGUAUUUUUUUGGCUCGGCUAUCAAGUUUAGCAUCACACAAUCCCAGCAGAUUAAUUUUAACCCUUUGUUGGAUCCACGAUCACAUGGUUCAAAACCAUUGCUGGACUUGCAAACUUAAAACUGUCUUAGUUGUAUGCUUAACAGGUACUGUCACUCUUUGUUUACAUCCACAUGAGUGACUGAGUUAAGUUUGUUACUUUUAUACCGCAAGUUUUUAAACAAGAGUUUAUUAAAAACAGUUUAAAUUGUAAUCACAGUAUUGUUUGUCACUUGAUGAAGAAGGAGGGUUUGUAUUUCAUUUAAACUUGAUUUAAAUUAUUAAGGGCAUGCCCUCUUUUCAUUAAUAUUAAUAGAGGAUUUAAUAUUGAAAAUACACACAAGAAAAGAAACAAGAAGAGAAGAGAACAGCCAAUAGGGCUUGUAUAACAAUGCUUAGGUUUUACCAGAAAAAAAUAUUCAGAUUAUUAUCAUAGGACAUUUUGUUUCUGAACCAAACAAACUUGUUUUUUUUAUUAUUGUGAAAAGAAGACUUGUAGUCCAGAGAAUAGACAUCAGAACAGUUCUUUAUGAAGAAAAUCACAAUUCCUUUCAGUGUUUGACGGUGAAGCCUUAACCAAAAAUAAAAAAAAUGCUGUAUUAUCAAAGAA
This is a messenger RNA of Notolabrus celidotus (New Zealand spotty), 2327 nucleotides long. RefSeq names its product RAB34, member RAS oncogene family a (gene rab34a). Gene Ontology annotation, biological process: phagosome-lysosome fusion; endocytosis. The record is from RefSeq and is a predicted model, not a curated record. Bases 378 to 1181 code for a protein of 267 amino acids. Lineage: Eukaryota; Metazoa; Chordata; Actinopteri; Labriformes; Labridae. Gene Ontology annotation, molecular function: GTPase activity; GTP binding. The transcript has 12 exons.